Harpegnathos saltator (Jerdon's jumping ant) is the source of this 714-nucleotide messenger RNA. RefSeq lists its product as uncharacterized. The transcript has 2 exons. Gene Ontology annotation, biological process: DNA integration. The coding region runs from base 1 to 714 and encodes 237 amino acids. Lineage: Eukaryota; Metazoa; Arthropoda; Insecta; Hymenoptera; Formicidae. The record is from RefSeq and is a predicted model, not a curated record. Gene Ontology annotation, molecular function: nucleic acid binding.
AUGCGUCCUUACUCGCAAUUCAAUAGAGGCUACCACUAUAUACUCACUAUUAUCGAUGUGUUGAGCAAAUAUGCUGUACCGAUGAAGAGCAAGAGCGGUAAAGAAGCAGUGGCAGUGUUCGCCAGGAUAUUUCAAGAAUCUGGAAGAUGUCCGAAAAAUUUGCAAACGGACCAGGGAAAAGAAUUUUAUAAUGCGGAUCUGCAGAAACUCCUUAAAAAACACGGUAUUAAUCAUUAUUCUACGUACUCGGUAAUGAAGGCAUCUGUUGUGGAACGAUUCAAUCUCACGUUAAAGAACGACAUGUGGAAAGUGUUUACGUUGAAUGGAACAUACAAAUGGAUCGACUCGUUACCACACCUUAUCAUGGAGUACAACACACGGAAACAUCGAACUAUCGGCAUGCGUCCUAUCGAUGUGACACCCGAAAUCGCUGAUAAGCUCCUACACACAGUCUACAACAACGUAAAGAUCGCUGCGCCUGUGAGAUUCAAAGUGGGUGAUCUGACAACUAAACCAGCGAUCUAUCUGCUCGAGGAUUCUCGCGGAAAGUCUAUUGCCGGAGGAUUUUACGAAUACGAACUGCAUCGCGCUGCUAAUCUUGACGUUUAUCUCGUGGAAAAGGUAUUGCGAAAAAGCGGCGACAAGGUUUUAGUGAAAUGGUUGGAAUUUGAUAAUUCGCACAACUCUUGGAUACACAAAGAAAAUGUAUUGUAA